AUGUCUUCAUCACCCACCGCAGCAACGGUGCAACAACAGCGCGAAGCUCGCGCAGCGGUGCUCGCAUCGCUCUCCUCAAUCGGAACAUCAAUCGACACAGACCUGCGCACACGCACAGCAGAUCUGCACGCCAACUCCGCCGCCAUUGCAAAGCAGGAGAAAGAGCUUGCCAGGCAGACUGCAGCAUUAAGGAAAGAGAGUGAUAAGUGGCAGAAACUCGGUGACACGAGUACAAAGAAGUUAAACGAGCUUGGUGAUGUGCAGAAUUGGGCAGAGAUGCUAGAGAGGGAUCUGCUAGUGUUGGAGGAGACGGUUAGGCUGGUGGAUGAGGGAAGGUCGGGUAGGGAGACGGGGGAGCAGCGAGGCUAUGGUCAACCUCGAUGA
This is a messenger RNA of Didymella exigua CBS 183.55, 384 nucleotides long. RefSeq lists its product as uncharacterized. The record is from RefSeq and is a predicted model, not a curated record. Gene Ontology annotation, biological process: endosomal transport. Lineage: Eukaryota; Fungi; Ascomycota; Dothideomycetes; Pleosporales; Didymellaceae. The transcript has a single exon. Gene Ontology annotation, cellular component: BLOC-1 complex. The coding region runs from base 1 to 384 and encodes 127 amino acids.